AAUUAUGUAAAAAGUAUGGUUCAUAUUGUAGAAGGAAAAAAAAACAAUAAUUACCUCUUUAGCUUACAUUUGUUAGUAUUUUACUGCAAUGUUCUAGAUUGGGUGUUUUCUUCCUUAACCAAGUUUGCUUCUAUCAGGUACUGUAACAGGAGUUUUGAAGAUGAAAAAGUCUUAAUAUUUCACCAGAAAACCAAGCAUUUUAAGUGCCACAUUUGUUACAAGAAGCUAUACACAGGUCCAGGAUUAGUAAUACAUUGCAUGCAGGUUCAUAAAGAGAAUAUAGAUAAAGUUCCUAAUGCACUACCUCACAGGCAAGAUACAGAAGUGGAGAUCUAUGGAAUGGAAGGUAUUCCAGAGAAGGAUUUAAUAGAACACCAAAGACAACUAGCACAACAAGCCAGCAAGCAAGCAGGUGGUGGUGGGGGAGGGGGAGGAUCAGGUGGUGGCGGUGGUGAUAAAGCUGGUCCCAGUAGCCAGCCCCAGGUAGGAACAACGCCAGCCUCUGGACCAGCAAGGAUACCAGCCAUGCCAGGAAUGCCCGGUAUGCCUGGUAUGCCCGGUAUGCCUGGUAUGCCACCCAGAGGAGCGUUGAAUAUACCUGGUAUACCAGAGAUGCCCCCGCCUCCGAUGCCACCGGCAGGGUUCCCGGCUCUCCCCCCUCUACCAGGGAUGCCCCCCUUUGUUCCGCCCGGAAUGCCAAUGAGAUUUCCUGGGUCACCGAUGCUUCCAAGGCAUCCAUCUAGAAUGCCGAUGCCGCCCAUGCCUCCACAGUCCAUGAUGCCCAUGGUUGCGGGCCAACCUGGUGCUCAUGUCCCCAUGCCCAUCUCAGCAGCAGCUAGGAUGCCUACGUCAACGGCCAUGCCAUCAAUACCUCCCAUGCAGGCUGCAGCUACACCUUCAACUCGUCCUCCGCCUCCAGCCCCGCCAGCUGCAAAGCCUCUCUUCCCCAGUGCUGCUGCAACGGCUACAUCAGCGGCGAAUUCACCUGGUCCCAGCGCUGUCUCCAAGCCUGACAUCGUAGCGCCUCCCAUGGCACCCUCCAAACCAACAUUCCCAGCGGCAGCUGCAGCAUCUGCCCCGCCGAAACCAGCUACACCAUCGGUUGCUGCAUCCGCUCCACCAUCAACAUCAUCAUCCUCAACGUCAUCGUCGUCAUCACAGCCACCUGACCCUAAGCCUCCUGCUUCAAGGUCAGGCAGUAAGAGCAAGGCCAGCACUAUCAACACAAGUUCAAAUAGUAAUAUAAUACAUCCUGAUGAUGAGAGGUCAUUGGAAGAGAUGCGAGCUUGUGAAGAGAAGUACAAGAAGAUCACACCUGUGGUUCCAACAUUGCCACCCCCACCACAACCCCCUACCCUCCCCUCAUCAAUAGCCCCUCCGUCUUCUGCACCCCAGCAGCCACCACAGGGACCACCUCAGGGUCCACCCCAGUCAAGCAUGGGUGGUAGCAUGACAAUGCAUCCCUCCAUGAGGCCUCCAAUGCCUCCUAUGGGUCAUCAAGGCCCAAUGGGUAUGCCUCCACAGCGAAUGAUGCAAAUGGACCAAAGGGGUGGUGGUAUGCCUCCAAACAUGCCACAGUUCAUGCCGUAUCCAGGUAUGCCCGGAAUGGGUAUGAACGGUGGACCAGGCAUGCAGGGGGGACGCCCACCUAACAUGCCUCCCAACAUGCACCCCGGUAUGCCCCCCAACAUGCCCCCUCAUAUGAUGCCUGGUCGAGGAGGCGGUCAGAUGUACUGAGGAGGAUACGCAUCAACGGUCAGAAGAGCCACCAGGGAAUCAAGAGGCCAUCUUGAGAAGGUUGGACUUAAAAUGUACAUAGUUUGGUAUUGUAAUUCCAGAUUUAACCGUCACGUCUCUGUGCCCGUAAUAUGUCCUCUUUUUGAUGUGCUCCCAGAACUUCCAUGUGACAAUUGGUUGGUAGAGGUGAUAUCGACACCAAGAGCUUCUGCUAUGAUUUCAUCUGCGAUAUUCACUCUGACUAGACAUUGUUGAACAUCUCUGUCAUUCAGGUUUGAGCUAAACUUUGUAUUAUUGAUAUUCGAGUCAUCAUCAGCUUGUGAUGGGCUUCGUGCAAAACAGGUUUGAAAUGUAAUUUCCGAGACCUCUUGUCGGACUAUGAGGUACUACAAGAUUUCAGGUUUGUCAGAUAUGCAUAAUGUAUUAAACUUUAAAAUAUUCUUAUAAGAAACGUCUGUACCAAAGUUAAUUGUACAACAUUUGCGGCAUGACUUAUACAUGUACUUGAAGACAUUAUACUCUGAAAGACAGAACCUCCAAAUUUUUCAGGAUGCUGAAGUUCAUCAAAAUCUUUUUAAUGAAGAAGUCAGAAUUUGGCUGUGUACGAAAAGCAUUGCUUUACCUAUUUCAAUGAGUUUUGUCAAAUAUCUUACUCCUUACACAACAUAAAUUGAAACUCUUUCAUAAGAGUUUGUAGAGUAGGUAGAAUUCAAUCUGAAUAAUAUUUUGAUUCAAUUUUGGUUUAUAUGUUAAUCCAUCUUGCAUUAUACAUCUUGCUAAUGAGAUUAUUUCUGUUCAAUUUUAAGUUGGAAUUUACUUUGAUUUAUUAUUACUCAACAAUUAAGUCUGCAUUAUGCGAUGUUCAUUCAAUGGUAAGGCAAUCAUCGCUCAGAAUUUUUUAUAAGAAGAAUCAGUGAAUGAAAGGAUUUGUUAUAAAUCUAUAAUGUGAUGAAAUAAAAUUCCAUUUUAUUGUAAUAGAGUUUUCUUAAAUAUUAAUUUCAAAUGCAAGUGAUGGCAGGUGAGGUAGGCUUAUGCCUGGGGUUUUUAAAACCAACACUUAUUGUGUACCUAGUUUAGUAUCUAGUUUGUGUACCUAGUUUAAUCUGCACCUAAGGUCUCUCUACCAUGAGUAAGUACAUGAUUAAAAAUAUUUUGAGUUUGUCCAUUAUCAAUUUCUGAAUUAAUGAUAUUUAGUAAUAGGGCAAUUCCAUAAAGUUAUCCUUCUGACCUAUUUGUAAGGCCUUCCUAAAAUGGUUCGUCUUCACUCUCUAUUUCAUAUUAACAGGUGCCAUGUUCUGAAAGUAUUAUAGCUUGAUUAUUUAAGAAAGUGAGAAAAAAUGGAGACGAAUGGGGAGUUAGACAUUCAAAAAUCUUGAUUAUUUUAUGGAAUUGCCCUAUAUCUUUUGAUUUUGGGCAUGACAUACCCCCAUAUGCACACCAUUACGGCGCUUAUUUCUUGUGGAUUAGGUAUAUCCAUGUAAGGUACGUAACUUUUUGUGUAUACCUAUUUAUAAUUUGAAUCGCAUUAGGUCUGCAAUGCCCGUAAGGAGCCUAUGAAUUCAUUUGUACCUUCCGUAUUAUGUGGUCUCUUGAGAAAGACCAGCCCUGACUUUGUAAAUGUCAUACAAUUUUGUAGGCUGCUUAUGGUCACCGCAGCCCCUAUAAUUUUUUUUGUGUGUAGUAGACAUAUUUUCAAGAAUGAUAAGCCCAUUGCCCAUAGACUUAAGAUAGAUACAUUGCACGAUCAUUGCAGGGACUCUGAAGGAGGCUUCACUAAUCAUGCACUGAUCUUACGAUUUCGGGUAAACCCUACAGAGAUUCUAAGGACACUGCAUGAUCUCUGUGCAGCCUUUAUACAGCAUAUACCCUGUAGUCCAAUCAAGAACUUUCCAGUGUAUGAUACCUGUUUAUAUUGUGAACAGGUGGGUGUUUCAUAAAGCGGUUUGUAAAGUUACACUUGACUCAACGCACAACUGGAACACGCUCUUGGACGCUAAGUCAGUUACAUAGGGAUUAUCAUGUAGCACAAGAGAGGAUCACCAGUUGCGCGUGAAAUCAUUUUUGACUUAAAAACAGCUUUAUAAAACACCCACCAGAUACCGUUACGUAGUUUCUAAUAUACUUUUUUCACUUAAACCAUCUUCUGCUUUCCUAGUCAUGUUUGAAUUUAUUUACACUUUACAUUUUUGUUUACAGUGUAAUUAAUAAUUGCAAUUUUUUAAUAAGAUGAAGUGAUUUUCUCCACAAAUGAUUGUCCAUGUAUAAUGUUUAAGAUUCUUAAAUUGGAACAGACAAACAAAUUCUUUGAAAAGGACACUAUACACAACAAGCUGAAAAAUUGUUGUUGGCACCCGUCAGAAUACUCACGGUCCCGGUAAGUGUUUUCAGAGCCAGGUAGGAUACUAUUAAUGAUUAUAUCAGUAGAUUUAGGGGAUUUGUGGAAAGUUUUUUAAUCAUUUAAGAAAUAAACAUCAAAAUACCCUCAAAUAGUUGAAUAGAAAGCAUUUAGUUUUUUUUCUUUUGAUUAUGAAACAUUUCAUAAUGAGGGAAAUUUAGUUCAAAUGACCCGCUUCAUUAUCAUACUGGACAAAUAUUGACGGGGGGAAGAAUUUGUGGCUACAACGACCGUAUAUGUUCAUAAAUUAUAAUGCAUGAAGUAUAUACAUGAAUCAUGAAUGAUGUCAAAUGUGCAAUGGAUGUAUAGACUUCAUUGCCUUCAUUUAUUUAGGUUUUUUUUUCAGUCUUUAGAUGAGCAUGAAUUAUAUUCUCUUUUAUUAUUCAUAUAUUUUGAUGCUUUUUUUUUUAAAACUUUAUGAAACCCUAAAUUGUGCAUGUGGAAACUUCUGAGCUAGGCAUGUCUUUUCAAUUGUUAACAAUUUGUCAUCAGCCAUACUUUUUAGCAGUUGAGUUUCAAAAUUCAACCAAUUGAUAACCAUCGGAUGAUUCAUUGCAACAAAUCCCAUAAUUAUGUUGAGCUGGUAAUUGACAUGCACUUCCUAAAAAAAUCAGGGCUAAAUUAAUCAGCAAAUGAAAAACAAAAAUCUUGAAUUCAGGCUAUAUAUUUAAUUAUAAGUUUAAUUAAUGUUCUUGUCAUUUGAUAUAAUAAUCCUUUUUGGAUACACCGAGAACUACAGAAAAAAGUAUGUAAUUUGAAUUAUGUGUAUUGAUAUUUUUCUUGUAUAUUUGCAUGUCUGUAAUGAUGUUGUAUUUUGACUCGAAGCAUACAAUGUAUUAUCCUGUCGCAUCAGGUUUGAGAGACCCUUUCCUAUCAUCUUUUCAUUUUUUGUGCCUCGUAAUAAUCAACGAAUCCAUCACUUGAUGAUGUGCAUAGGAGAAUUUGUGAAUAAAAAAGUUCAGUCUUUAUUAAAAA
This is a messenger RNA of Lytechinus pictus (painted urchin), 5107 nucleotides long. RefSeq names its product BUB3-interacting and GLEBS motif-containing protein ZNF207-like. The coding region runs from base 16 to 1737 and encodes 573 amino acids. The transcript is spliced from 9 exons. Lineage: Eukaryota; Metazoa; Echinodermata; Echinoidea; Temnopleuroida; Toxopneustidae. Gene Ontology annotation, molecular function: microtubule binding. The record is from RefSeq and is a predicted model, not a curated record. Gene Ontology annotation, biological process: attachment of spindle microtubules to kinetochore; mitotic spindle assembly checkpoint signaling; mitotic spindle assembly. Gene Ontology annotation, cellular component: spindle matrix; kinetochore; nucleus.